Messenger RNA from Parastagonospora nodorum SN15, 1395 nucleotides. RefSeq lists its product as hypothetical. NCBI's taxonomy places the organism in Eukaryota, Fungi, Ascomycota, Dothideomycetes, Pleosporales, Phaeosphaeriaceae. The coding region runs from base 1 to 1395 and encodes 464 amino acids. The transcript has 2 exons. The record is from RefSeq and is a predicted model, not a curated record.
AUGACCAUGGGUCUUGAAUCUCAUCCUCAAGUACAGUCACGUCUCCUUGCCCUUCCAAGAGAGUUGCGAGACAUGGUGUAUACUUACUAUACAACCACCGCGGAUGGAUAUCGAUUCAGCCCAGAGACACGGCGACUCACUCUUGCUGCCGGAUCUUUCAUCGAUUUUGGCCUGAUGUAUACCUGCAAACUCAUUGCGAUAGAGAUGAAAGCGCUGCAUUUACGGGUGAAUGCUGUGCACUUCUGGACGAGUUGUGAAGGGAAAGACAGGAUCACCUCGGAAGCCUUAGACAGCAGAUUGCGCCAUCAUUUCGUGCUACUUUGUGCGAUUCUAAGAGAAGCAAGAGCAUUUAUCGACGAUGAUGUAGUUCGAUACGUCAGAGAAACGCAUCCUCCCUUCUUGCCGCAUAUUGAGCAGCUUCGAAUGGUUAGGAGAAAUUACACCCUCCAGCUGGAUAUCUGGGGGGCAGUUCCUUCCCUCCAUCGCCACUUCGUUUAUGGGACUCUACAAUACAUGUUGCAUGGACCGAAUUCUGCUGGAUUGGGGGAAUUGAUGUAUAAUGAAGAUCUGAGUGCGCAAGAUGUUCAGAACUUGACGACCGAAGCUCAUCCAGCAUGGCAGAUCCGCAAGCAGGCGUAUCUUGAGAAUCCGCUAUUUGACGACUAUCGGGAUGGAAAAUCACAACGCCUCUCAGCAGCUGCUAUAGCAAUAUCGUUCUUGUCUUCACUGUCAUCUAAGGCCAAGAAAGAGAUGCGGAUGAUCGUGCUGCAUGAGGACGAGAAGGCCGAUGCCUGGCCAGAAUGCCACGCACAAGGAUUGAUUCCCUUUUGUCAGGAAAAUCCAAAUCUCCAUAUAGAGCGACAGGUGAGCCUGUGGGGAAACAUGCUGCCAGCUAGCUCAGGGGACUUCAUGCCGAACGACGACCUGACGUCGUUCAAGGUGGACUCAUCCCAAAUUACCAAACGCGGAUUCGCCCCAUGGAUCGCGGAGGCUCUCGCUCUUCCCUCACUGGGAAUGCCUCCAGAAGCCUUCAAGUUAACCCUAGACGGCAACCCUCGCCCCGACCUCGCAACGGAAAUAUUCGCCAUCGCACAGCGCGAUGCUUUAUGGCAAAUGCUAUUCGAAAAUCACAACAUGGACAACUCCCCACCUCAAUCGGAACGCUGGUCUCUGAUCCGGGGAAAUUGGACUUACAUUACGAACGGCUUUCGGGGCGCCAUCCGCGACAUCGUUGAGGGCCUGUCGAUCGUGAAGUGCAACUUUCCGACCCGCUCUGACUCGGACGCGGAUCGCAACCGUGUAUCUGAGAUUGAGCGUUUGAUAGAAGCUUUCCGCGUCCGCUAUGAGCCUGUUCACACAACAUCAUCAAUCACAUUUCCGUUGCCUCACACCUGA